ACCAACUUAAGAAUUAACUAUCCUUCUACCCGAUGCAUGUAUUUUAUUGUAUAUUGUAUUGUUCGUGGCAUAACUUUCAGCCUUUCGUUGUUUCAAAAUCCUUUUUUUUUCUAUCUAAAAGGUUUUUGUAAGGUUUUUUUUCCUACAAGCUCUAAUAAAUUUUGUACGGUAUUUAGACCAUAGCUAAACUAUGCGGAGACAAUGUAAAAUUCCGUAGUUUAGAUUUACCCAAACAAAAAUGGCAGAUGUUAUAGACGUGGAAGAUGAAAAUAUUUUAACUGGUAUCUUUAAAGAUUCCUUUCCAGCGAUUUCUGAUUAACCGGAAGUGGAACUAAUUCUACUUUAAAUUUUUCAAAAGCCUAUAACUUGAGUUCUGUUUUAGAUAGCCAAAUGAAAUUUCAUAUUUCAUUUAUAAGAAGCAGCAUGGGAGAGGCAACUGGUGAUUUAGAUUUACAGUCUGAUGAGUUUAAAGAAUUUUCAAAUUCUGAAGAUGUGAAGCCACUUCUAUCUACAGUAUUUUCAUCUUCUUCUGACAUAAAAACAGAAUUAUCAUUUUUAACUUUCCGUGAUAUCAAACCUAGCUUGACAUUUAUAGCUUCACAGGAUGAUAAAACCGUUGUUACGCCAGAUUUUUCAUCUUCUACAGACACAAAGUCAGAAUGUACAACAUUUUCCUCUUUUGAUGAUGUAAAACACCAUAAGACAUUUCUAACUUCUCAAGAUAAAACAACAGGAUUUUUAAUUUUUAAAGAUAUGGAACCUGCUGUAUCAGCAGUAUGUACAAGAUCUGAAGAUAUAAAACCAGAAUUAGAAACUUUAUCAACCAACACAGAAUUAGAAAUUUUAUCAACUACUGAAGAUACAAAUCCAGAAUUAGAAAAUACAUCAACUAGUGAAGAUCUAAAACAAGAAUUAGAAACUUUAUCAACCAACAUAGAUAUAAAUCCAGAUUUAUGGACAAAAUUUUUAGAUUCUGAGGACAAACAACAAAAUGGACUUGAAGAAAAGCUAAAACUCUCUGAAAACAAAACAUAUCUCUCUGAUGAUCGUCAUGAACAGUUUUUUCCAAGUUCUAACUUGAAUAACCAAGCUGAAGCAGGGGAGAGGCCACUUGAAUGUGAUGCUUGCAAUAAAAUGUUUUCAGAUAGUUCUAGGUUAAUUAAACAUAAAGAAGUUCAUUCAGGGGAUAAGCCAUAUGAAUGUGAUGAUUGUCAUAAAAAGUUUUCUAAUAGUUCUGCUCUAAGCAGCCACAAAAAAAUUCAUUUACUAGUUAGACAUUAUGAAUGUGAUGUUUGUCACAAAAGGUUUUCAAGGAAUUCUGGUUUAGCGGAACACAAAAAAAUUCAUUUAGUAGUUAAGCCUUAUGAAUGUGAUGUUUGUCAUAAAAAGUUUUCUAAAAGUUCUACUCUAAGCAACCACAAAAAAAUUCAUUUACUAGUUAGACAUUAUGAAUGUGAUGUUUGUCACAAAAGGUUUUCUCAGAGGGCUAGUUUAUAUACACACAAACAAGUUCAUUCAGGAGUUAAACCAUUUGAAUGUGAUGUUUGUCAUAAAAAGUUUUCUCGGAGUUCUAAUUUAUAUACACACAAAAGAGUUCAUUCAGAAGGUAAACCAUUUGAAUGUGAUGUUUGUAAUAAAAAGUUUUCUCAGAGUUCUUAUUUAUAUACACACAAACAAGUUCAUUCAGAAGAUAAACCAUUUGAAUGUGAUGUUUGUCAUAAAAAGUUUUCUCAGAGUUUUAGUUUAUAUAGACACAAAAGAGUUCAUUCAGAAGAUAAACCAUUUGAAUGUGAUGUUUGUCAUAAAAAGUUUUCUCAGAGUUCUAAUUUAUAUGCACACAAAAGAGUUCAUUCAGGAGAUAAACCAUUUGAAUGUGAUGUUUGUCAAAAAAAGUUUUCUCAGCGUUCUAAUUUAUAUGCACACAAACAAGUUCAUUCAGAAGAUAAACCAUUUGAAUGUGAUGUUUGUCAUAAAAAGUUUUCAUCUAGUUCUUAUUUAAGGAAACAUAGAAAAGUUCAUACUGGAGAUAAAUCACGUGAAUGUGAUGAUUGCCCGAAAUAUUUUUCUGAAAUAAAGACUCCCGACAUAUAGGCUCCCGAUAUAAGGGCUCAAGAUAAGGGCUCCCGGCAAUUGGGCUCCCAAAAUAUUGGCUUUUGAUUAAAUGACUCUCGACAUAUUGGCUCCAGACCAAUGAAUUGCAUGACCACUAUUAGCAUAAAAGUAACAAUUUUGUCUUACCUCUAAUACCACUAUAAACUCUUUUAAAUGCCUGAAUGAACCAACAAAGCGAGCCCUUAACAGCUAAAUUUCACCAAUUCUAAAGUUUUGAUAAUGUUUAAUUUACAACAGAAAAGAUCUGUUGCUUAAAAGCGAGCACAGAAGUGUAAAUGUAUGAUAUGAAUGAUGUUUACAUGAUAACAGCAUUUUGUUUUGAUAACCUACAAGCAUACUGGAGGUAGGAAGGUACAGCGUGGACCCUUAUCCCUACACACUGAGUUGGAACAGCUUAUAACCGACUCAAUUAUGGAUGUCAUAGAUAGAUGACCCUUAUUAAAACAUACUAUAUUUUAUAAUAGAUAAACUAAUAUAAAAAUAAGGCCUGCCGAACAAGAGAUGCAUACGUUGUGUUACAUAAAAGUGUUAGAUAAGCUAACUCUAAAGAACAUUUAAAGGGGUCCCACUGGCAUUUGUCAUAUUCAAUGAGACUGCUUUGCCGGGAGACUUAGUCUCUACAGAAACUUUAUUGUCAGUAGUCCUUUUGUCUGGAGCCAAAUUGACAGGAGCCUUUUUGUCGUGAGCCAAAAUGACGCUAGCCUAUUUGUCGGGAGUCGUAAUGACGAGGGCCUAUUUGUUAGGAGCCUAUAUAACGGUAGCCUAAAUGACGGGAGCCUAUAUGACGGGGUCCUUGUGUCGCUGGCCCUUUUGACGGGGCCAAUUUGCCGGAGUCGUUUUGACGGGGCCGUUUUGUCAAUGACCGCUUUGACGCCGCACGAGGACCCAUUAGUGUAAAAAAAAAAAACAUAGUUGCCCCAUAUAGCCUAUAUA
Molecule: messenger RNA, 3045 nt
Organism: Physella acuta
Lineage: Eukaryota; Metazoa; Mollusca; Gastropoda; Physidae
Product: zinc finger protein 883
Biological process (GO): embryo development; regulation of transcription by RNA polymerase II
Cellular component (GO): nucleus
Molecular function (GO): RNA polymerase II transcription regulatory region sequence-specific DNA binding; DNA-binding transcription factor activity, RNA polymerase II-specific
Source: RefSeq, a predicted model, not a curated record